UCCAAGACUGGUGGAUGGGGAGGAUUCCUGCUCUGGCCGGGUAGAGGUGCAGUUUGGAGAAACCUGGAUGACCCUCUGUGAUACACACUGGGAUAUGCAUGACGCCAGUGUGGUCUGUAAACAGCUGCAGUGUGGAGUUGCAGUAGCUACCCCUGGAGGGGCUCACUUUGGUGAAGGAAGGGGUCCAAUGUGGGAGGAACAGUUUGACUGUUGGGGCAAUGAGUCCAUUCUGUUUGACUGCCCUGUGUCAAGGAAGAAUCACAGCUGCACUCAUGGGAGUCACGCUGCUGUCAUCUGCUCUGGAAAGGAUGGGCCCCAGUUAGUGGGUGGAGGCAGCAGGUGUUCAGGCCGAGUAGAGAUAUUACAUGGAGGCCUCUUGGGCACUGUAUGUGAUAAGUACCUGGAUCUGCAAGAUGCUGAUGUGAUCUGCAGACAUCUUCACUGUGGUGCAGCUACUUCCACACCUAAAGGAGUACACUUUGGAGAAGGGACUGGCCGAGCCUGGAAAGACAGCUUUCACUGUAGAGGGAACGAAUCACGCUUGGGGGAGUGCAUGGUGUCCUGGGAUCAACGGGUAUGUGGCAAUGGGAGUGACGCCAGCAUCAUCUGCGCAGAGGAGGACUGGCUGUUAAGGCUACGUGGUGGAGAAAGCCGCUGUGAUGGGAGAGUGGAGGUGUUGUUGAACAGCACGUGGGGAAUGGUUUCAGACACUCAAUGGAAUUUACAGGAUGCCAGUGUUGUCUGCAGACAUUUAAACUGUGGCCUUGCAAUAGAAGCAUUCAGCCCCUCGAAAUAUGCUCCUGGGAACGGCCCUGUCCUUAUAUCACAGAUUGAAUGUAAAGGAAAUGAAUCUUCACUGCAAGGCUGCCACUUUUCUCAAUCUAACGAAUCAGCAAAAUCCAAUGUCAGCGUAGGGGUUCUUUGUACAGAGCACCUCCAGAUGAGAUUGGCAGGCAGUGGCAGCCAGUGCGCAGGAAGAGUGGAAGUGUACUACAAGGGCUCCUGGGGGACAGUCUGUGAUGGUUCCUGGGACUUACCUGAUGCUGACGUUGCGUGCAGACAGCUUGGGUGUGGACCUGCAGUACAAGCCCCUGUCUCUGCUGCUUUUGGGGAAGGCUCUGGGCCAGUCUUGGUGAACGAUGUCAAGUGCCUGGGAAACGAAUCAGCUCUGUGGCAGUGUCCUUCAGCAAAAUGGGGAGAGCAGAAUUGCAGACAUAAGAAAGAUGCUGGGGUUGUGUGUUCAGAGUUUAAGGAUCUUCGCCUGGUCAGUGCUGAGUUUGACUGUGCUGGGAGACUGGAGAUAUUCUACAAUGGAACCUGGGGAAGUGUCUGCUCCAAUAAAAUGAGUUCCACCACUGUAAACAUGAUCUGUCGGCAACUGGGAUGUGGAGGCAAAGGCACACUGCAGUACACUAACCAGUUUGGAGUAGGCUCUGGUCCUAAAUGGCUUGAUGAAGUGGACUGCCAUGGAUUUGAGUCUGUCCUGUGGCAGUGCCCUUCAUUGCCAUGGGGACAGAAUACAUGCCUGGACUCUGAAGUUGCUGGAAUUGAGUGUUUAGGAUACACUAGGAAGCCUGCUGUUACAACUAUUUCCAAAGAAAGAGUCUGUGCAGAAGGGCAGGUGAGGCUGGUAGGAGCAGACAGCCCGUGCUCUGGCAGAGUUGAGCUGUGUUACAGUGGGUCCUGGGGUACAGUGUGUGACGAUUCCUGGGAUCUCAAUGAUGCCCACGUGGUCUGCACACAGCUGCUUUGUGGCUCUGCAGUAACUGCUACCCCGGAAGCUCGUUUUGGAGAAGGGAAUGGGAUGAUCUGGCUGGACGAUGUGAACUGCAGGGGCACAGAAAUAUUUCUGUUGGGCUGUCGCUCCUCUAUGCCGGGGCUUCAUGACUGUGAACACAGUGAAGAUGCUGGUGUAAUCUGCUCUGAAGCUGUGCAGUCUUCCAAAGCCCAACCGGCUGGGUGGCUCCAGGCUUUCAUUGUCACCUGCCUGAUUCUGGGGAUUCCUCUGUGUGUAGUGUCAGCUGCUCUCCUCAUCACAACAUACAGAUACAGGAAACACAAAGGCCCUGAAUCCAGUGAAGGCUAUGACCCUGUUUAUGAAGAAAUUGACCAGAGAUUACACGUGAAAAGAUUAGAUCACUCAGCUGAACUUCCCAAAUCCAGGUGUGAGGGUUUUGACAGUGACACAGAGGAAGUUGAUGUUCCGCAAGAGAAAGAUGCUGAAUAUGAUGAUAAUGAAGAGAAUGACUACGUCAAUGAAAUGGAGGACAGUGCUAAACUUCCCGAAUCCAGGUGCGAGGAUGUUGGCAGUGACACAAAGAAAGCUGAGGAUGUUCCGCAAGAGAAAGAUGCUGAAUAUGAUGAUAUUGAAGAGAGUGACAAUAUUGAUGAAACGGAGAACAGUGCUGAGCUUGCUGAUGGUGGCUAUGACGAUGUCGGCCAUGAAACACACACAGGUCAAGAUGGCCAGUUAGACCCUGAUGCUGAGUAUGACGAUACUGAAGAGAACGACUACAUAAAUCUAGCAGAGAACAGCGCUGGCUCUUUAUAUGACGAUAUUGGAAACUAUCUUGAGCAGGAGACUCUAGUCAGAGGGGAUUGAAGGUCGCUGCAGACAGAAGUAUUCCAUGGCCUUUCUAAUAGUUUGUUUGAGCUGUAACGCUAGUAAGAGCUAGUCAGCCCUUCACUGCACUCAGACUUCCCUUCGGACUCACAGCUUUUACAAUAUUUAUCAUUUUGACUGUGGAGACAGUUGAAGAAUGUGUACAUUGUGAGGCAGUCUUCUCAUUGUGUUCUCAGGAUGGAAUGUAUUAUCUUUGAAGGCUAUCUACAUGUUUUCUACACCAAAAUCAAAUUAACUUUACCAGUCAUAAUUGUAUUUGGACCACAAGCCUUUGUAUUGCCUUCAUAAUUAAAGUUGUGAAAUAUUGAAUUGUAUAAUAAAAUGUAAUUGUAGAUGAGUUAUUUCUUUAAUUAAAGUCCCUUUGCUGACAGGCAAGAAGUACUGGGAUUUAUUGUAAUCUAAGUGAGGCUGGUGUGAGUCGAUCAUUGGGGGUGAUCUGUUGCAUUUUGAACCCUGGAAAUGUCAUUAUAUAGAAAUAAAGAGUGUAAAGAACUAUUACUAUCUAGUCAACAUCUUAUUGGUCACUCCAUUUGUUUAUAAAUCAGAGGACCCACACCAAUUCACCAGUUCAAUCCAGUCCUGCAUUACUGUGCUAUAGCUGCGCUGUUGAUGAAAUGUUCUUAUUAGUCUGUAUUAUAUUGCUUUGAACCUUUUUUUGAAGAAUGUAUACCUUAAUUCACAGUCAUGUUGUUGAUCCUGAAUCACUUGGAUCCUUUAAGACCAGUCUGACAAAGUCUUAACGGAUCCAGUAAGGUCUGUUGUGCUAUAACCAUUUUAAACACCUGGAAGAGAAUAUUAAUUUAAUGGAGAUGUAAUUGUGUUUUUUUUUUAAGUACUAAAACCUAUAGUACCAACCCUAAACAAAAUUCAAACUAUUAGUUUAAUGUCAAAACAUAUGCUUAAUAAAUGUCACUUUGAUACAUGUAACUUUUAAAUCCCUAUAUUUUUGAUUAUGUUGCUUUAAAUGCUUUAAGAUGUA
This is a messenger RNA of Polyodon spathula (Mississippi paddlefish), 3602 nucleotides long. Its product is annotated as antigen WC1.1-like. The transcript is spliced from 14 exons. The record is from RefSeq and is a predicted model, not a curated record. Bases 68 to 2602 code for a protein of 844 amino acids. Lineage: Eukaryota; Metazoa; Chordata; Actinopteri; Acipenseriformes; Polyodontidae. Gene Ontology annotation, cellular component: membrane.